Molecule: messenger RNA, 1425 nt
Organism: [Candida] anglica
Lineage: Eukaryota; Fungi; Ascomycota; Pichiomycetes; Serinales; Debaryomycetaceae
Source: the annotation of a GenBank genome assembly
AUGUCGGACACAUUUGCCACCAAGGAAGAAGCCACGCUUAUCUUCAGCAAGCUUAGACAAAACCCUGCCAAUCAGGUUUGUUUUGAUUGUCCAAACAAGAAUCCUACGUGGACUUCUAUUCCAUUUGGGGUCUUGUUAUGUUUAGAAUGUUCUGCAGUACACAGAAACUUGGGGGUACAUAUUACAUUUGUAAAGUCUUCUAAUUUGGAUUCUUGGCAAAGAAUCCAAUUAAGACACUUUAAGUUCGGAGGUAAUCAUGUUGCUAAGGAGUUUUACCAAAAGAAUGGAGGGUCACAAUUCAUUAGUAAGAAUGGUAAUGUUGAUAUGAACUUGAAGUAUACUUCACCUGUUGCUAUCAAAUACAAGGAUAGAUUGAAGAAGAAGGCUCAAGAAGAUGCUCAAAAGCAUCCAGAUAUUGUUACAUUGGAAGAUUCUACUGAUAACUUGUCACUUUCUGAAUCUAAUAGUGCCACCGAUUCUACAGAUGAUUUCUUUUCCAAUUGGACUAAGCCAAUUAAUUCUACCCCAUCACCACUCUCUUCCAAGACUGGUACUCCUAGUGCAUCCACCGAUGACUUGACCACUCAAGUGAAAAGACCAGUGAGAACUUCCACCACCACAACCACUGCUGCUCGUAAGACCAAUGGUGCCACCGCAGCCAAAAAAUCGAUCUUAUCUUCCAAGGGUAAUGGUCCAAGAACUUCAAGACUUGCCGCCAAGAGAAUUAAUAAGGCAGACGAAGAAGUGAUUGAUUUCGAUGAACUUGAAAGAAAGGCCAAACAAGAAGCUGAAGAAGCCAAGAGAUUAGGAUACACUCCUCAAAAGGAAGAACCAGUUGUUGCAGAUGUUUCUAGAAAGAUUGGAGGAUUGAGUUUAUCAUCCAAGAACAAUAAAUACGAUGAUGGUGAUGACGAAGAUUAUUCAAAUGGUACUGCAAAGAUAACUCUUGCCCCACUGACAGUGAAGGAAAAGCCACAAACAUUUCAAAAGCUUGGGUUUGGUAUGGUAAAUGGUGCCAACGUUACUACUAACCCAUCAGCCAAGAAGUAUGCUGAAGUGAAAUAUACUGGUGAAGUUUCCAAUAAAUACGGAACUCAAAAGGGGAUUUCUUCAGAUGAAUUCUUUGGAAGAGGUCCAAGAUUUGAUGAAGAUGCACAAAGAGAAGCUCGUGCAAAAUUACAAUCCUUUGAUGGUGCACAAGCCAUCUCAUCAUCUUCUUACUUUGGCGAAGAAGAAGAGGGACACGAUGGUGGUGCGGGCCGCCAAGGUAGAUCCAAUGCUGGUGGUAUGGAUUUGGAAUCAACUGCUAGAGAAUUUGCGUCCAGAUUUUCUGGAAAUGCGAACCAAGAUUUGGAUGUUUUGAAGGAUGCAUUGGAAGAUGGUGCCAAUAAGUUGGGAUCUUACUUGAGAGAUUUCUUGAGAUAA